AUGGUGUUGAUAUCUUUGCUGUUGCAGGAGGAGACUUCUAAAAAGUCAGAUUGCGUUGAUAUUAAUGGAAGCAAACCUCAUAUACAACCUGCUCUUGGUAUGGGGUUUGAAUCCAUAGAUGAUGCAUGGGAGUUUUACAAGACAUUCGGGAAAGUGACUGGAUUUCCUGUGGUGAAAAGCACAUCUGUGAAAAAUGGUGCGGGGUAUAUAAGAAGCUACAAGUUUACUUGUGCUCGAGCAGGUAAGUGUAGUUCCGUUUCUGAAAAUCCAUUAAGGCCCCAAGCAACAAUAAAAUGUGGUUGUCAAGCCAAGCUAGUGUUACAGUUAGAUUGCCUAGUUGGUUAUGUAAUCAGCCAACUCAAUUUGGAUCACAAUCAUGAAUUGAAACCUGAAAACGCUAGACAUUUUCGUUGUAAUCGAUUCAUUAAUUCUCGGGUAAAGAAUCAAAUUGAUCUUCUUGAUCAAUCUGGUGUUAGGUUGUGUAAAAGUUAUGAUGUUUGUGUAAAUGAAGCUGGCGGUCAUGAGAAUAUGACGUGUUCUCAAAAAGAUUGUAGAAAUCUAAUUGAUAAGUUGCGAAAUUCACGGCUAGGAGAAGGAGAUGCAGUUGCCAUUUUAACUUAUUUUGCAAAGAUGAGUUCACAAGGUUUGGGAUUUUAUUCAAGUGUUGAUGUAGAUGAUACUGGUCGUUUGAGAACUGUGUUUUGGGCAGAUGGUAGGUCAAGAGAAGAAUAUAAAGAGUUUGGUGAGGUUAUUUCUUUUGACACCACAUACUUGGUGAAUCGGUAUGAUAUGCCGUUUGCUCCAUUUGUUGGGGUAAACCAUCAUGGAGAAUCAAUAUUAUUUGGAUGUGGAUUGGUAGUAUAUGAAGAUACAGACUCUUUUGCAUGGUUAUUUACCAAGUGGCUUGAUUGUAUGUCCGGAUGUGCUCCUCCUGCAAUCGUAACUGACCAAGCGAAGGCUAUGCAAAAUGCCAUAGAGAUAGUGUUCCCCAAUAGUAGACAUAGAUGGUGCAUAUGGCAUGUGAUGAAAAAAUUACCGGAGAAGUUUAAAAGUCAUCGUAAUUAUUUGCGCAUUACAUAUACAAUGAAAAAGGUUGUCUAUAAUUCUCAAUAUCAGUCAGAGUUUGAAACAAAAUGGAUGGAAAUGUUACAAAAGUAUAAAUUGUAUGACAAUGAAUGGCUUAAAACAUUAUAUGAAGAAAGGCAUCGUUGGGUACCUUGUUAUCUAAAUGAUUGUUUUUGGGCUGGAAUGUAA
This is a messenger RNA of Papaver somniferum (opium poppy), 1254 nucleotides long. RefSeq names its product protein FAR-RED IMPAIRED RESPONSE 1-like. The transcript has a single exon. The record is from RefSeq and is a predicted model, not a curated record. Gene Ontology annotation, biological process: regulation of DNA-templated transcription. Lineage: Eukaryota; Viridiplantae; Streptophyta; Magnoliopsida; Ranunculales; Papaveraceae. The coding region runs from base 1 to 1254 and encodes 417 amino acids.